AUGGGAUACUGCUCCGAGUUGAGAGGUGUUGUAGAAGGGCUUCAGUUGGCAUGGAACCUCGGUUACCGUUGGAUCCGCAUCGAGCUGGAUUCGCGAUGUGCCACCCAGUUACUCGAGCAACAUAAUGGCGACACUCACCAUCACACUGCCAUUGUGGAUCGGUUUCAAGAGCUUAGGAGUCGAGGUUGGGAGGUCAAUAUCUCCAAUAUUAUCGCGAGGCCAACAAAUGUGCAGACUGCCUAG
Molecule: messenger RNA, 243 nt
Organism: Linum tenue
Lineage: Eukaryota; Viridiplantae; Streptophyta; Magnoliopsida; Malpighiales; Linaceae
Source: the annotation of a GenBank genome assembly